Molecule: messenger RNA, 2632 nt
Organism: Rhincodon typus (whale shark)
Lineage: Eukaryota; Metazoa; Chordata; Chondrichthyes; Orectolobiformes; Rhincodontidae
Gene: dclk2a
Product: doublecortin-like kinase 2a
Exons: 15
Coding region: 7-1284 (425 amino acids)
Biological process (GO): protein phosphorylation
Molecular function (GO): ATP binding; protein kinase activity
Source: RefSeq, a predicted model, not a curated record
CGGGUGAUGAAAUCAUCCUACUCGCGUUCUGGUAGCACCUCACGACAUUCUGGAUCAAAAAGUCCUGGGCUAUCUCGUCGAAGCAGAUCUCCUGCAUCAGUUAAAAGAGGAGGUUACUACACAGCUUUUUCUCCAGUCAAAUCCCCAGUGAAUGGAACUCCAAGCAGUCAGCUGUCAACACCCAAAUCCACAAAGUCAUCCAGCUCCUCCCCGACUAGCCCCGGCAGCUUGAGAGCUCAUAAGAUUAUUCACCAGAUAGGUCUGUCUGCCAAUGUGAAUGGAGUACCUCAGCAAGCCAAUGGCACCAGUUCAGAAGGUGUGAAUGGAAAUAGAUCCUUGCCAGCUUCAACUAUUCUUGAUAAAUAUAAAGUUGGAAAGGUGAUUGGAGAUGGGAAUUUUGCUGUCGUUAAAGAAUGUGUGGAACGAUCCAGUGGCAAGGAGUAUGCACUGAAAAUAAUCGACAAGGCCAAGUGCAGUGGUAAGGAGCACUUAAUUGAGAAUGAGGUGGCAGUUCUGCGGAGGGUUAAACAUCCCAAUAUCAUCAUGUUAAUAGAAGAGGUGGACACACCAACAGAACUGUACCUAGUAAUGGAGUUAGUCAAGGGUGGAGAUCUGUUUGAUGCCAUUACAUCAUCAACUAAGUACACAGAACGGGAUGCCAGUGCAAUGGUGUACAACCUAGUUUCUGCACUCAAAUACCUGCACAGCCUGAACAUUGUGCACAGGGAUAUCAAGCCGGAGAACUUGCUGGUGUGUGAAUAUGUAGAUGGCACCAAGUCCUUGAAACUGGGUGACUUUGGUCUGGCAACUGUGGUGGAUGGACCCCUGUACACAGUGUGUGGCACACCAACAUAUGUCGCUCCAGAGAUCAUUGCAGAGAGUGGAUAUGGUUUAAAGGUCGACAUUUGGGCAGCAGGAGUCAUUACAUACAUCCUCCUGUGUGGGUUCCCUCCAUUCCGCAGUGAGAACAAUGUCCAGGAAGACUUGUUUGACCAGAUUCUUGUUGGACGACUGGAGUUUCCCUCUCCUUACUGGGAUAGUAUCACCGGCUCUGCUAAAGAACUGAUUAGCCGAAUGUUGCAGGUGAACAUUGAAGCUCGGUACACAGCUGAGAAGGUUCUUACUCAUCCAUGGGUGGCUGAUGAUACAGCACAAGAGCGAGACAUGCAGGUAGCAGUAACUGGAAAAUUGAGAAAGCACUUUAACCCAGUAGCAAAGCAGAGCAACAGUACUGCUGGCGUCAGUGUUAUAAUGAUGCAGCAAGAAGUGCAGUGCAAUGAUUAAUAUCCUUUAUGGACACUAGAAGAUUAUAAGUUUGAAGUGUAAGAGGGAGAGGGUGAGGAGCUCCAGUCCUCAUACUGAGACAAUGGAUUAACCUGGAACAACACCAUGGUGUAGAACACAGUGCCCUUACAGGGUGACCAUUCACUAACUCCCAGCCGGUUCAAAUUUGCAUGGCCUGUUGCCUUGUGCCUCUCAGCUCUUUUCUAAGCUUUCUCAGCUCACACAAGGCAGAACUUUUCAUGGUGUGGAUUCAGGCUGAUGCUGCUAUUUAAGGGAGAGCACAUACCUUUCUUAUCUAUUGCUUGUACUGGAUUAAUUUCACCUCAGACUCACUCGAGAAUCAAAAUUUUCUGGACUGCUGAAUACUUGACAGGAUCAGAAAAAGUCUCCUACGUGAUAGACCUCAUGCUGUUGAUUUGAAAGGCCAAAAGCAUACUUCAUAACUGUACAUGGACAAGAAUUGGUUUUAAGAUAAGCACCGGUGUUAAAAUUCUUCAGGAAUAACAGAAGAAACCAAGAACUUCCAAAAAAGGAAGACAACCUGAAAUUGUUUCGAGUAGGCAGAGUGGUCUUUGAGUGCCAUCUGGUGUUAGCAAAGCUGAAUUGCUAUAUGUCAAAAGCUUUGCUAAAAUUUCUUUGGUUUCCACUAAAUCUGUGAUCCUUAUUUCAUAAAUGUUUAAUUUAGCCCUGAUUGUUAGAGUGCUUUUGCAUUAUGUAUUAUGUUCAUGUGAUGCUUGGUUCUCUAAGAUAUGAUUAUGUGAUCAAAGUGAUGUUUUUAAUUGCAGGGUUAUCUAUUAGCUAGUAAAAAUAAUUCAACUCCAUCUUUAUUAAAGCAGAGUUCUUGAGAGCCAAGUAUUUUGCAUGUUGCAACAAGGUAUGAGUUGUAAUAAUUGUCCUUCAGUACAGCACAGAAGAGAGUCAGAUAUUUGAGGAGGGGCUGCUUCAUCCUGCAUCACUUUAAAUGUUUUAAACGGCUGCCUGUUUCCAUUGACAAAUCUUCUAAAAUAAAAUCUGUGCAAAUGAUUGGCAUGAUGUAACUACAAAAUAAAACAUGACAGAAAUUGGGCAACUUCCCACGCCAGUUUUGCUACCAGCAGUAGAAAUGUGUCAAGGUUUAUGUAUUCAGUGAAAUGUCUGAGUUGGAAUCCAUAAUCGACAAGUUUUACAAUGAAUUGAUUUGGAAAAAGUAAUUUGCUGCCACAUUUGUGGUGUGUUUUCUUGAAGAUAUACAAAUAUAAAUGUGUUUGAACUGUGACGAGUCUAUCGCUGUGCUUCUUCCCUCCCACCUGUGGCCUACACCUGCAUUGCUUCUUUGUUUAGAUGCCUGCGGCUCAUGUUAACUGCAUCA